AUGAUUGUCACAAUUAGUUUAUUUUUGAUAUCAAUAAUAUUACUAUUAUACUUGGAGUCACGCAAACCUAAAGGAUAUCCACCAGGUCCUAAAUGGUGGCCUAUUCUUGGCAGUGCGAUGGAAAUAGCGCGGAUACGAAAGGAUACAGGAUAUUUAUUUAAAACUUGUUCCGUACUUUGUGAAAAAUAUGGACCAGUGACUGGUUUAAAAAUCGGUAGUGAUCGCAUAGUGAUACUAAACGAUUAUAAUAGCGUAUGCUCUAUGCUUUCAAAUCCUGAUUGUGAAGGUAGACCAACUGGUCUUAUGUAUAAAGCAAGAACUUGGGGUAAAAGAAGAGGUCUUAUCGUUGUUGAUGGUCAAUUGUGGAUAGAACAACGUCGAUUUGUUCUUCGUCAUUUAAGAGACUUUGGUUACGGUCGAAAUAGUAUGGCUGCAAUCAUAGAGGAGGAAGCCUCGAAACUAGUCGAAUAUUUUGAGAAAUUGCUUUGUAAAGAGUGUCAUAAUGUAAAUGACGAUAUAAAUGGAACGUCAAGAGUUAAUAACAAUUAUAAUAUUGGUAUUAAUAAUAAUGAUGAAAUAUAUCGAUUGAAAAAUAAAAUGAUUGAAAAUGAAAGGAAAAUAUUUAAAUAUAACGUAAACGACAAAUAUAGUAUAGAUAAGGAAAUAAAUAAUGAGAAUAAUAUCCACGAUAAAUUAAAUAUAAAAAUAAAUGAUAACAAAUCGAAUAAUGCGUUUACUUCGAGACAAAUGAUCAUAUCGAUGGAUGAUGCCUUUGGCGUAACUGUUCUAAACACGUUAUGGAGAAUGAUAGCUGGUAAAAGGUUUAAUAUCGAUGACGAGACAUUGAUACAUUUUCAAAAGAUUCUUACAAAACUUUUAAAAGAGGUCGAUAUGAUAGGUGCACCAUUCAGUCAUUUUCCAUUAUUAAGGUUCAUUGCACCUAAACUUUCUGGUUACCAAUCGUUCAUAGAGACGCAUCAACAACUUUGGUCAUUCUUAUAUAAUGAAUUAAAAAACCACAAGAAUACGUUUAAUCCGAAUGCACCACGAGAUUUGAUGGAUGUUUAUUUAUCAGUUCUAAAAUUGGAAAAGUGUAAUAAAACAUUUUCAGAAUCUCAGUUAUUAGCUAUUUGUGUAGAUUUAUUUAUAGCUGGUUCUGAAACAACAUCCAAAGCUUUAGGUUUUUGUUUUCUGUAUUUAAUACUGUUUCCUAAUGUUCAAAAAAAAGCGCAAGAUGAAAUCGACCAAGUUAUUGGUCACGGACGUUUUCCAACAUUAGCCGAUCGGUCGAGUAUGAUCUAUUUAAACGCUAUUGUUUUGGAAUCAUUAAGAAUGUUUAUGGGGCGAACUUUGAAUGUACCACACAGAGCCUUAAAGGAUACAUAUAUAUUGGAUCAUAGAAUUCCGAAAGAUACAAUGAUUAUUGUCAAUUUUAAUGGAUUACUUAUGGACAAAUCUUGGAGUGAUCCAGAAGAAUUUAGACCAGAAAGAUUCAUUGACAAAAAUGGUAAAAUUUCUGUACAAGAUCAAUAUUUGCCGUUCAGUACAGGUCGACAUCGAUGUAUGGGAGAGUCACUAGCAAGAAGUAAUUUAUUCAUUGUAAUAACUGCUCUCUUACAAAGAUUUACGUUUUCUAUAGUACCUGGAGAAAAAAAACCAUCCACACUAGAUUUCCUAGAUGGUGUAACUGCUGGUCCAAAACCAUAUAAAGUAUUAGUUACUGCUAGGACAUAAUCCAUAUGCAAAUGUUCUAUGAACAUAUCAAAAUAUUAGAAAUAUUGUUAC
Molecule: messenger RNA, 1785 nt
Organism: Vespa crabro (European hornet)
Lineage: Eukaryota; Metazoa; Arthropoda; Insecta; Hymenoptera; Vespidae
Gene: Cyp303a1
Product: probable cytochrome P450 303a1
Exons: 9
Coding region: 1-1734 (577 amino acids)
Molecular function (GO): monooxygenase activity; iron ion binding; oxidoreductase activity, acting on paired donors, with incorporation or reduction of molecular oxygen
Source: RefSeq, a predicted model, not a curated record